Molecule: messenger RNA, 1208 nt
Organism: Dissoconium aciculare CBS 342.82
Lineage: Eukaryota; Fungi; Ascomycota; Dothideomycetes; Mycosphaerellales; Dissoconiaceae
Exons: 1
Coding region: 207-842 (211 amino acids)
Source: RefSeq, a predicted model, not a curated record
GCCUAAUUAAAAACCCACUUGAUCGCAUAUGAGGGAGAGGCUGUGCACACGCAAUGCCGCGCUCGGCAUUGUCGUGCGUAUUUCCACCGCUGACUGCGAUGCCUUUUGAUCAUUCGUUCUUUCUUGAGUGUCAUAACAGGAGUGUGCUGUUGCAAGUUCUUCUCGUCACCCACGCCCACCGCUGAUCACGCCCCGAACGUUACCGAAUGACUGCCUUUGACACCGCGACCGCAACGAUGACAGAAUCCUACGCCAAUAAGAUUCCCCAACUUGAGGGCCAGUCCAACUUUAAGAUUUGGAAAAAUCUCAUGAAGAUGGCUCUCAUCGGCCGCGGCGACUGGCCGUACGUCAACCCGAUUGGCGCACGCGCGAGAAAGCCGAUCAAGCUCGACGGCGACUCUGACGAUAUGUACGAGGCACGAUUGAGCCAAUGGGAGGUCGCAACAAACCGAGCUGCCCUGUUCAUCGUCCUCAAUUGCUCGCCUGCCAUCCAAGAGGUCGUUUCGGACUUUGGGUCCGCGCGAGAAGUCUGGACAUGCCUAGACCGACAUUACGGUCCCUUCGGCCCGGAGUCGGUGGCCACAGUGGAGGACCGCUUAAGAGAUUUGGUAUUUGACGGGAGCAACAUCGAGCUCUACUGCAUGCGAUACGAACAGGUCGUCCGCGAGCUUGACGUGCUUGGACGAAAGCCUCGACCAGAGGCGUUGAUCUGCGACUUCAUCAACCAUGUUUCGAAAUUCUACCCCAAUUGGACGGAACAUGAAUACUAUGAGCUGGGCGAGGGCGACUUUCCAUCGCUGGAUACGGUCGUGAACCGUCUGUUGACGUGGACAAAGGGUUGAACGCGGCACCAGACAGACCACUAUCCCAGCGGUCUUGGCGCGAGUUUCGGAGGUUUCAAUAUCUGGGACCCGUGACGAUCGCGCGGCGCGUCAUAUGAAUGCGUUGAUGCAUUCUGACUAUCAAUGAUUGCAAAUGAUGGUCUGCGAGUUUUGGAAAGCAGUGCGAUGUUCUGAUUUUAGCGAUGUGGGCACACACACAGGUGUAGGGGGCCUCAUUCGGCUGGGUCAUCGGUUGAUUCGUCUACGGGACAGACGCGGCAUUUUUUUCUUGGAUUAUCAGCGGCAUAAGAUCUAUCAUGAAGGAUGACGAUAAUGAGACAGUAUAUCCUACACAACCUUGAAAAGCACGUACUUUGACACUUGGCG